Paramecium tetraurelia is the source of this 1014-nucleotide messenger RNA. RefSeq lists its product as uncharacterized. The record is from RefSeq and is a predicted model, not a curated record. The transcript has a single exon. Lineage: Eukaryota; Ciliophora; Oligohymenophorea; Peniculida; Parameciidae.
AUGGAUCAUUCAUUUUAUAUAAUUUUGCAUACAAGAAAUUAAUUUUAAUUGCUGGCAAUCAUAUUUCAAAGAAGUCAAGAUAAAAUAUACUCAUACUUUGUUUAAAAUUUCUUAGAGUUUUUUUUAAUUGGCAGCCUAUUAAAAUAGAGCUUAUCCUAUUCUUUAGCUUAUAUAAUGAUAGUCAUUUCAUUUUUAUCUCAAACGAUUCUAUUUCUAUUAUUAUGCUCUUCUACUGUAAUUAUACACUGCUAAUAUGAUCAAGAGUAGCGAAAAAGGUAAUUUAAAAAGCGAUAUUUAAAAUUGGAUGAUAUAAUCAAUGAACUUUUCCAUUGGAUACUCGUUAUUUAUCCAGUAAUUUACUUAUAUAUUGCUGUAUUGUCAUUUAGUUCUUUAUCAUGUAAUUUAUUAAGUUUGAUUCCAUUCAAAGAAAGUGAAACCAUCUCUUUAGUUUUAAUAUCAUUAUUUAAUGGAUAAAUUUAGAUAUAUACUAUGAGGAAUCAUAGUUUUAAUGAAAUCAAUUCUCUAAAAAGAAGAUCUCAAGUUUGUUACUCUUUAACAAUACAAUAAUAAUGGCUGUUAUAUUUUUUCACUAUAAUUAUGAAGUUGUAAGAAAUUUAGUUGGAUUUUUCUGACUCGAUUAUAUUCAGUAAUUAUCCUUAUAGAGAUCCAAAUUAGAUUACCAGCAAUGACAAAUACCUUCAUAAAAUUUUGGAUUUUAGCAGUCUUGACAAUUUAUAGAUUACAUCUCAAAUUGAAGAACAAUAAUUAUUCUUUCUUCUGGCAAAUAUAUCUAUCAAUUUUGAACUAGAGUUAAGAAAGCCAGAUUAAAUUUCAAUAAAUUAUAAGGAUUCAUAGAUACCAUUGCAAGAAUAAAAAUGUUAUUCAAAAGAUUUAAAAUUUAGACAGGCAAACUUAGAUUAAAAAGAAGGUCUCCAUUCACCAUCUUUAAGUAUCAUUAAAUGCAUAUUCAAAACAGCUCAAUCAUGGUUAUUUAGGUUGAAUAUAUAUAUUUGA